ACGUAACGGACGGCUGAAGUUACGCGGAAAGUGGGCCGGCGUGACUGAGCUAUACCAGCUCCCGCUGAGUCCCGGAGGCAACGCGGCCACUUACAACUGUGGCGAUCCCGAAGUCAGCGGCCACACAGAGAGGCAGGCUGGGUGGAGCUGGUGGCCUCCGGAGCCCCGGGCCGGGUUUCAGCCUCGGGUGCAGCAUAUUUUUAAGGUGCAAUGAAAGGCUUCUAUGCUUUCUGUAUUGUCCUUUUGGUGUUUGGGAGGGUCUCUGAGGCCAAGCUUGAUGACUUUGAGGAUGAGGAAGACAUAGUGGAGUAUGACGAUAAUGACUUUGCGGAAUUUGAGGAUGUCAUGGAAGAUUCUGUUACGGACUCGCCUCGACGAGUGAUAACGACUGAAGAUGAUGAAGAGGAGACCACAGUGGAGUUAGAAGGACAAGAUGAAAACCAAGAAGGAGAUUUUGAAGACUCAGAUACCCAGGAGGGAGACACUGAGAGUGAGCCCUAUGAUGACGAAGAAUUCGAAGGUUAUGAAGACAAACCUGAUACUACUUCUAGCAAAAAUAAAGACCCAAUAACAAUCGUUGACGUUCCUGCACACCUCCAGAACAGUUGGGAGAGUUAUUAUCUAGAAAUUUUGAUGGUGACUGGUCUGCUUGCAUAUAUCAUGAACUAUAUCAUCGGGAAGAAUAAAAACAGCCGCCUUGCUCAGGCUUGGUUCAACUCUCACAGGGAGCUUCUAGAGAGCAAUUUUACCUUAGUGGGUGAUGAUGGAACUAACAAAGAAGCCACAAGCACGGGAAAGUUGAACCAGGAGAACGAGCACAUCUAUAACCUGUGGUGCUCUGGUCGGGUGUGCUGUGAGGGCAUGCUUAUCCAGCUCAGGUUCCUCAAGAGACAAGACUUACUCAAUGUCCUGGCCCGGAUGAUGAGGCCAGUGAGUGAUCAAGUGCAAAUAAAAGUAACCAUGAAUGAUGAAGACAUGGAUACAUAUGUGUUUGCUGUCGGCACAAGGAAAGCUUUGGUGCGACUGCAAAAAGAGAUGCAGGAUCUGAGUGAAUUUUGUAGUGAUAAACCUAAGUCUGGAGCAAAGUAUGGACUCCCAGAUUCUUUGGCCAUCCUGUCGGAGAUGGGGGAAGUCACAGAGGGAAUGAUGGACACUAAGAUGGUUCACUUUCUUACACACUAUGCUGACAAGAUUGAAUCCGUUCAUUUUUCAGACCAGUUCUCUGGUCCAAAAAUUAUGCAAGAGGAAGGUCAGCCUUUAAAGCUACCUGACACUAAGAGGACACUAUUGUUUACAUUCAAUGUGCCUGGCUCAGGUAACACGUACCCAAAGGAUAUGGAGGCUUUGCUACCCCUGAUGAACAUGGUGAUUUAUUCUAUUGAUAAAGCCAAAAAGUUCCGACUCAACAGAGAAGGUAAACAAAAAGCAGACAAGAACCGGGCACGAGUGGAAGAGAACUUCUUGAAGUUGACACACGUGCAGAGACAGGAAGCUGCCCAGUCUCGGCGCGAAGAGAAGAAAAGAGCAGAGAAGGAACGAAUCAUGAAUGAGGAAGACCCUGAGAAACAGCGCAGGCUGGAGGAAGCUGCUUUGAGACGAGAGCAAAAGAAGUUGGAGAAGAAGCAAAUGAAAAUGAAACAAAUCAAAGUGAAAGCUAUGUAAAGUCAUGCCAGAGAUCUGAGUCCUGAUGCACCUGUGAGCCCUGCAUGUGCAGGAAACGGAAAAGCAUGAGUCCAUUUGUCAUCUUAAACUCCACAUACUCUUGGUGACUGAGAAGUCCUUAGUUGGUCAUGUGUUCUACUCUUGGCUUAGAGUUCUACAGAGUUGUAGAUACAGUGAAAGGGCUCUAUUUCAUUAAUUUUCUAAAGAUAAUCAAAAUUGUCUUGAUUAUUUAUAAGAGGAAUGAUAUAUAAAGUAUGUGUGUUGAAUAUUUUUAAAAUUAUAACAUGAAUCAUCACUGCUUUUAGAACUUCAUUGUUUGAAGAAUGAUCAUGAAUUUAUAGAUUGCUGUUUGUUUAAACUAGGCAGUUAUGAAAGAACUGGACUGACUAAACCAGGAUUCCACAAGUAACUAUUGGUAUUGCCCAAUAAACAUUGCUUGGUGUUUUCCUCUG
Molecule: messenger RNA, 2114 nt
Organism: Jaculus jaculus (lesser Egyptian jerboa)
Lineage: Eukaryota; Metazoa; Chordata; Mammalia; Rodentia; Dipodidae
Gene: Ccdc47
Product: coiled-coil domain containing 47
Exons: 13
Coding region: 211-1662 (483 amino acids)
Biological process (GO): endoplasmic reticulum calcium ion homeostasis
Cellular component (GO): endoplasmic reticulum
Molecular function (GO): calcium ion binding
Source: RefSeq, a predicted model, not a curated record